This is a messenger RNA of Hordeum vulgare subsp. vulgare (domesticated barley), 3054 nucleotides long. RefSeq names its product phospholipase A1-Igamma1, chloroplastic-like. Gene Ontology annotation, molecular function: glycerophospholipase activity. The coding region runs from base 16 to 1449 and encodes 477 amino acids. The record is from RefSeq and is a predicted model, not a curated record. Gene Ontology annotation, biological process: lipid metabolic process. Lineage: Eukaryota; Viridiplantae; Streptophyta; Magnoliopsida; Poales; Poaceae. The transcript has 3 exons.
CCAUCGCCUUCCCCAAUGGCGCCACUUUCCUGCCGUGACCUCUCCCCGCAGCUCUCCUCCCUCCCCCACCGCGGCACCGCCGCCACCCCCACCCCCACCACCCACACACAAAUCUCCCUCCGGCGCGCUCCAGCCCCGCGCGCACCACUCACCGCCACCACCAAAAGGCCGCAGCUCCCCUCCGCGGCCACCAGGGACGACGCGCUCGCCUCCCUCGUCGGCCAGUUAGAGCAGAACCUCAGCCAAGACGAGGAAGACGGCGACCCGUGCCUCCCUCGUCGCCACGCAGCACAUCAGAAGCACCAGAACGAGCUUCCCGCGCGGUGGCGGGAGAUACACGGCAGCGAGGACUGGGCGGGGCUUCUUGACCCGAUGGACCCGCUGCUCCGGUCCGAGCUCAUCCGGUACGGCGAGCUGGCGCAGGCCUGCUACGACGCCUUCGACUACGACCUGGCCUCCCGGUACUGCGGCAGCUGCAAGUACCCGCGGCGCGCCUUCUUCGAGCGGCUGGGCAUGGCCGACGCCGCGCGGGGCUACGCCGUCACCCGCUACCUCUACGCCACGUCCAACUUCCGCUUCCCCAGCUUCUUCUCCGCCAAGUCCCGCGCCGACGCCAAGCUCUGGAGCCAGCGCGCGAACUGGAUCGGCUACGUGGCCGUGUCGAGCGACGAGGAAUCGGCGCGGCUGGGCCGGCGCGACGUCGCCAUCGCGUGGCGCGGCACCAUCACCCGGCUGGAGUGGGUGUCGGACCUCAUGGACUACCUCCGGCCCGUCUCCGACGAGGGCAUCCCGUGCCCGGACCCGGAGGUGAAGGUGGAGUCCGGCUUCGUGGACCUCUACACGGACAAGGACCCAUCCUGCCGCUUCUGCAAGUACUCCGCCCGGGAGCAGGUGCUGGUGGAGGUCCGCAGGCUCGUCGGCCACUACACCGCCCUCGGCGAGGACGUCAGCAUCACGGUGACCGGCCACAGCCUCGGCAGCUCCCUCGCCAUCCUCAGCGCCUACGACGUCGCCGAGUCCGCCGCCAACCUCUCCAACGGCAAGAGGGCGGCGGUGUGCGUGUACUCCUUCUCGGGGCCGAGGGUGGGGAACGGGCGGUUCAGGGAGCGGUUCGAGGGGGAGCUGGGGGUGAAGGCGCUGCGGGUGACCAACGUGCACGACAACGUGCCGCGCAUGCCGGGGAUCUUCCUGAACGAAGGGGUGCCGGAGAUGGUCCGGCGGGUGGCGGAGGGGCUGCGGAUGCCCUGGUGCUACAGCCACGUCGGCGUGGAGCUCGCCCUCGACCACAAGCGCUCGCCGUUCCUCAAGGACACGCUCGACCCCGGCUGCUCCCACAACCUGGAGGCGCACCUGCACCUCCUCGACGGGAAGGACAGAUCACUUUGCCCCAGCAUGAUUGGUCAAACUACCCGUCCGCAUGGCGCAUCUGCACGUUUCGUUGUUGGUUAAGGUCAUUAUUUUUGGAUCGGGACAGACGUGCGCAACGAUAUUUAAUCCUGCCAUCUGUGUCACUGUGUGGGACAGAUGCUGAUCAAAUCAUCCAUGCCGUACAUGGGCGAGAAUCAUACGACCUCGAGGAGAUCUUGAUUAGUUGGCUCACUGAUCUCCACCAGGACGCUAAGACCAUAUAGUGACUUGCACCAAUAACUUUGUUAGCACGUUCACACGAAUACGAAUACUGACAUUUUCCUAACACCAAUACACGUUGAUAUGCUACUGUAUUUGUCGCUGUAAGAGCAAGUACAAUAGGAUAACAUAGGCGGGCUGUAAGACUUAAAAUAAUAUAUUUGUGAUAAGCUGAAAGAUAGAGAAGAGAAGCGGACUAUAAAUUAACAGCCGACUGUAAAACGUACUUCUAGACACUUUGUGAGAAAAAAGAAUGAUGUGUCUUAUAUCAAUAAAGUAGUACUUAUUACAUCUAGCUAUUGUACUUGCGGGAUAUAAACUUGACUAUAGAUGACGUGUACUAUACGUCCAAAGUCCAAACCUUACGUACAAUAUGUACUUGCACUCAAUUAAUCUAACCACAACACGACAAGAGCUAUCUGCAUUUUCUAAAGGGCUGUCGGCUCGUGUGAUAGAUGCGUCGAGUUCAUCAAGAGGACCGGUGCGUAAUGCCAAGAUUAAAUAAUGCGUCAGGACGUCAGGUCCAUUGAAAUACUCGUGCUGACCUGUUGUUGGCAGCCAUGGCUGGCAUCAUGCAUGUUCCACUCUCUCUUGUUGUCUUUUAUUUUUCUUGAACAUAGUAUGGACCCAAGUGUUUAUAUACACGUGCAUAUACUUAUUUUUAUAAACAUACCCACGCAUAUCCUUGGCCCUGUUUGGAUACUCUAACUCGGUUAGAGGUUAGAGUUAGAUUCUAACCCUGGACUAACCCUAACCUAACUCUAACCAAAGAGGUGUUUGGAUGAAAGGGUUAGAUUGUCAAUAAAUGCAUCUUUUCCAAUCAUUUGGCUCCUUUAUCAAGGAUUUGGUGUGGUGAAGGUAGAGAGAAAAGUAACUUUUUGUGGGCCCAACCCAACUCUAACCCAAAUAAGCACCUCUUGAAUGGGUUAGUUUUUUGGGUGGGUUAGAUGCAUCUAACCAACUCUAAUCCUUCCUGUUUGGAUGUUUUGGGGUUAGAUUGGUUCAAUCUAACCAACUCUAACUCUAACUCAUGGAUCCAAACAGGGCCCUUGUGACUAUCUUCGAAAGAUUAAGCCGAUAUAUCAUCUUGAGAUUUAUGAAGUCAUCGUAGAAGACUCGUCGUCGACGAGAACGUCUCCUCCCACAGAAAGCGUAUCGCCGGAAAUUCUAAAAUAAAUCUAAAAAUAAUACAAGCAUCAGGAUUUAAACCCUGAUGGGUUGAGAUAUCACUGUCCCUCUAACCAUCCAAUCACAGGUUGGCUUGCCACUCUCUCUUGUUGUCGGAACGUUGUAUUACUAUAUAUUACCGUUAUGCAAGUGAUGCAAAGCGGUAAAGCCAGGUCGAUCAAGUGUUGUAAAGGUUAAAGUAAAGAGGAUUACCAUUGCUCGCUAAUUAAUACCAUGAAGGGGCGAGACUUCAAGGGCUAA